UGGUGAUUGGCCUGACUCAAGCUGAUUCUUUUCGCGAUGCAGGUUGAAGCAAUACAGCACAACAAAUCUACUCGUACCACCAAGGUAUUGAGCCAUCAUAAUGGGAAAGUUGAAUUAUUCCGCUAGAAAGAUCAGCGGCGUCAAGGCCGGACACGUCGUUUCCAAAGAUCUGAAAAAACGCAUGGCUCCAGGGUCUGGUUCCAAGGCUGCAGCGCGCGAUCCAACUCUCGAAAUCGAUCUCACACGCAAAAAUCUCACCGAUGACGGCUUCGCUGAGUUUAUCGACGACCUGAUCAACUGUAUUAACUGCCGCGAUGAGGAACACCCAUUCGGUCUUGCAAAGGCCACUGAGCUCCAUCUGCAGGGAAAUAAGCUCACUGUGCAAUCCCUCCCCAAGCUAGGAGACGUCAUUGCUAGCAGCGCUGGUGACCUUCGCGAGCUUGAUAUUUCACGUAAUGACAUCCAUAUUGCCACCGAAGAGGAAAAGGCCAUUUGGAAGUCGUUCUUGUCUUCUUUUAAGAACUGCUAUAUGCUCAAGAAACUUGAUUUGGCUGGAAACCCGAUUGGAACUCUUGGCUUGGAAAUACUUGCUCGCAGUUACAUCAAAAGUGACCUUGAUUUCCUUGAGGCCGAUGCAGAGGCGAUUGUCCGCCAGAACCACACUUUCUCCACCGAUGUGAGCGACGGCGAGGGCGCGGCGCUUGCGGAGGAAGCUGCGGUGCUGAAGAUCAAUGCGAAGGCCACUUCUGAUUGUAAAGGGGCUCGCGUGAAGAAGUCCCCAAGCAAGGUUGGCAGAGCGGCUCGUCAAAAUGUUGGAUCCACUGCAGCGCCAGCCAGCAAGAACAUCACAUUGAGUGAUCUGAAGCAGUACGCAUGUACUCGAGGACUUCGCUCCAUCCCAUACUUCAUACUGUCAGAAAUCGAAGUUAAGAAUAGCAGUGCUGUGCAUCUAUCUCGAAUGCUCGCCACGCAGCGUGCUUCUGAACAACUCCUGGAGUUCCUCCCUCCUGGCAAAGCGUCUACUAUUCCUGGGUCGGCGAGAGGAGACAGGAGUAUCAUCUGGAAGCCCAAUGAUGGGUUCACGGCUUACGCUAAGCGCCUUCUCGAUGUGACCGAGGUGAUCCGUGGAUAUAAAGCUAGGGCUCAGGGUGGUUCGGAGGGCAAUAGAUCCGAUGAUGAAGACUCGACUGACGAGGCCGUGAAGCGUAAAUCGCAAAGUAAAUUAGAGCUCGACCACACCAGACUUACCAAACGUGUGCGCAUCGAAUCUCUUAAGCAAGAGGGCCUUCACGCUAGUGAAAUUGCCACUGUUGCGUUGAAGAUGAUGGUAGUUUCUCGAGCAUUUCUCUUGGAAGAUAGAGACCGUGCGGUUGAAGCAUCUGAGGAUGAGGCAGCUGAUGAAGAGUUACCCAUCGCUGAGGAGUAUGCUGAGAAAGAGCAACAGCCGGAACGCAUGGAGGAGGAAGGACACACAGAAGAAGAGUUGACCGUUGAGCACUCUCCAUCAUCCGUGGAAUUCCACCCACUACCUCAGUACACAAUUUCCACAGCUUUCUCCUCAUCUUUCUCUAAGGGCCGUUUUCACCCAGGUACUGAGCUGUUUGACGAAGAGUUUCCUGCUCUCCAGCCGGUUUAUCGAGGAUCGGCCACACCCAAGGCAGCAACCCCAGAGCCCGAGAACAAGGGAUGCCUCGAGCCAAAUUUCCCGUUUGAUGCUACUCCCAAACGUUCCAGCUUCGGUGCUGGAAAUACAUCCGGCCAUGAGUUUAGCUCUGUCCAAACUGUUCGCCCCACUGGCGGCAAGGGUAACCCCCGUGCUAGUGUUUCUCAGAAAGGACGCAAGUCGAGCUGGCGAUUCGGUCUUCCCUUCAACAUCUGGCGCCGCAUUAUUUCCGACGCGGUCGGUGCGAAUGGUAUCUUGGAUCAGGAGCAACAGGCUCGCAUCCUGCACUAUGCUUCUGAUUGGGAUUCCGUGGCUUACGAACUGACUAUCAAAGGCGCGGAAGAUCACCAGCAGAUCUGGAAAUUCUUGGAUACUGUCCGCUGCUUCACUUACACGCCUCUGAAUUGA
This is a messenger RNA of Aspergillus versicolor CBS 583.65, 2071 nucleotides long. RefSeq lists its product as uncharacterized. Lineage: Eukaryota; Fungi; Ascomycota; Eurotiomycetes; Eurotiales; Aspergillaceae. The coding region runs from base 101 to 2071 and encodes 656 amino acids. Gene Ontology annotation, molecular function: protein binding. The record is from RefSeq and is a predicted model, not a curated record. The transcript is spliced from 4 exons.